Molecule: messenger RNA, 3465 nt
Organism: Trichoplusia ni (cabbage looper)
Lineage: Eukaryota; Metazoa; Arthropoda; Insecta; Lepidoptera; Noctuidae
Product: connectin-like
Exons: 3
Coding region: 320-1858 (512 amino acids)
Molecular function (GO): protein binding
Source: RefSeq, a predicted model, not a curated record
UUAAGCAAAUCCUCUUUUGUUUUACAGAUUACUGUAAAUUAUUUACAUUACGUUGUCCAUCACAUUCACCCCUUGCGCCCGUAGUACGCGUCCACUCCCCGCUAGUUGUCGGCGUCCACGCCCCGCGUAGCUGAGCCCAGUUGUCAUCUCAUACCCGAUAAGGGAAGCACGUGCGUUUGCUCCCCUUCUGACUAACUUUUCGAGUUCGUAGCAUAACCGUUCCUGGAACUUGUUCGAUUUAAAAAUAUUUAUUUUUGUGCUAAGUGAAGUUGUUUGUUCGUGUUUGGAUUUUGUUGGUUAGUGAAAAGGCAAGGGGGACAUGGAGACCGUCGUCCAAUAUUUACUCCUAGCUUUGGCUCUGACUUCAGUGCAAAUAUCCUACACUGAAAGCCGUCUAAAUGAAAAACGCAGAGAUAAAACUGAAAGGAGAUACCAUGGGACGCAAGUAAAAGAUAACAUAUGCGAGAUACAAAACAGAGAAUCCAAAAUACAUUGCUAUUGCGAAAGCACUGAUGUUAAAACCGCAACAAGAGCUGAUUGUUGGGUUUUCAACGGCGGUAUUGACGAAACAGACCCAAUAUGGUCCAGUUUCAACUCGCAACCUUAUUUGGAAAGGUUAACAUUCAACGUUCGAUCCGAUGGAGCUCUCAAAUUCAUUCCGUUUCACGUAAUCCAUCGCAUGAAACGUCUGCAAAAACUGUUUAUACACUACGCCACUCUAAACAAGAUUGAGAAAAGAACAUUCACAAACAUAACCACACUUAAAGAAAUAACUCUGAUGAACAACAAAAUAACCGAAUUGGACUUCUCAGCGUUCACGAAUCUCCCGUCGCUCGUAAACCUAACUAUAAAAGAGAAUAAAGUAACAGAAGUGCAGAGGGACGUGUUCGUCGAUUUGCCGAGUCUCAAAUAUCUGGAUUUGUCUUUUAACAGUAUCAAUCUCGCACACGACGGUUGUUUUGAACAUCUGACCGUACUAAACGAUCUGAUACUGGAGGCUAAUUCAAUUACGGUACUGACUAGAGACACAUUCAGGGGCUUAGCUAAUCUGACGAGAUUGGAUCUGCGGUCCAACAAGUUGUCAAUGUUGGGCGAUUUAACUUUCACAGAACUGUGGAAUCUUAACGAGCUACUUUUGGAUAAUAACGAAUUGAAAUUUCUGUCUGAAAGGGCUUUCGAUGGUCUCGCUCUGCUUCAGAAAUUAUCUAUGACAGGGAAUAAAUUGAAGUCUAUUAAUGAGGGGCUAUUAGAAGGUGUUCGCGGGCUUGAAUUAUUGGAUCUGAGGAACAAUGAGAUGGAACACUUUACUUACGACACAAUAAAGCCGAUUCUGGAGAACUUGAAAAUGAAGAAUGCUGUCCUGUAUCUGAGUGGUAACAGAUUAAGCUGCGAUUGCCGCUUGUCAUGGAUUCAAGUUCUGAGAAACGAAACAAAAAGCGAACCUCUAAAAAUGGCUUUGGACGAAGUCACAUGUGUUUUGAAUGCAGGCAAGAACGUUGUAGCUACAUCAAACGAUGUGAACACAGCGUUUAACGAUGCUAAACCUUCAAAAUCCGAACAGCUUUACGAAAUCGAAACAAAUAGUGAAGUUCAACAAGAUGUUAAUGAAGAGGAACUAUAUGAAGAUUCAAAUCAGUACAAAUUUGAACCAACCGUGCAACAAGUAGCGGAAAACCAACUUACAAUAGUGAAUAUGCCUAUAGAAUCUUUGCCUUGUCCACGAGAACUCGUCCGAAGUGGAGAAGACUCAUUGAUGCUCUCUUCAAAAGACGAAAGCUAUUGGCAAUCAAGUUCCAGUUCACAAAUGAUGGCACAAUUCUCUUUAGUAUUUUUAUUGCUAUGUAUAAGUGUGUUUUAAUUUAACGGUCAAACGAUGUGUGUAGCGCUGUAUAUACAUUAUUUAGUACUGAAAUAGUCGAAAAAUCCUAAUAACUGCCUCUCAAAUCGGAUUUGCUCACAAAAUACCUACAGAUACUAGAGUAGAUCACGUAACCGUUACAUAAGCGAUUAUCCUGGGGCCUUUGGAAAUGAUGGCUCCUUUAAUGUCCUAAUCAGUGAUAAGAUUAUCGUCUUAUAUAUUUCUCUCUUUGUACAUCCCUAAUGUUUUCAUUUGAGAUUUACGGCAGAUUAUUAUUGUGAGACUUAAAGACGGCUGACGAUGCCUAACUUUUUUCGCAUAUUUCAGUACUUAGCUUAUCAUUUUUAUACGUCUGCUACUAUGCUUGAUUUUUAGAUUCUAAGAAAAAAGACUGGUAUAGAUAUUUAAUUAAAUUAUUUCUUAGUAAGUGUAAUUUAAAGUCUAGUGUCAUUCUCAGGCCAGUGUUAAAGUUUCCAUGGACUGGUAGAAACGGUAAAUCUAUACCCGAUGUCGGUAACAUAGCAGUUAGCGAUGUCGUUUUGGACAUGUUCCAACUUGUUGAAAACGUAUAAGUGGACGAAAAUAUUGUGAGCGUCCAAGUUAGAUGGGAUUACGAUUUUGUAGAUAAAUAUUUUUAUAUGCAGUAAAAUAAAUUCUCGAAAGAGAGCUUCGAGUAUGACAAAUCUCAAAUCGAAAAUACUUAAAUAAAUCCAUUAAAUGUUAUAAGUGUAGUUAUAACUCUGCCAAAGAAUUAUUCUGCUAAGGUCUUAGUUGUUAUGCCAACACAACUAAAAGUUUUCAAGAUCUUUGCCUCGGCCCUUAUAGCUUAGGGCUUUAGGAUUUGAACUUGAGAAACAAAUUCGAGUACAAGAUUUACUCUCAAAGUAAAUAAUGGAAUACAAAUCACUUAAGUGCAGUAUAUAAAACAUCUUGAUAAGAAAUUAAUGGAAGAUAUGAUUUAUAUUUUAUGUACAAAGUUACGAGAAUCGUAUUAAUAUUAAAGAAAGUUUCUUAAUUCACUGAUCUCUUGUACAAAUACAAUAAUAUAGAAUACAACAGCUGUUCUGUAGAUGGUUAAGUAUUGAUCCAAAUGUUUGUGGUAACUUAUUCUUGGUUUGAAUUGAAUCUUAGUAAAUAAGUCUUGAACAAAUUUAUAUUAAGACCUGAUCAUUGCCAAAUGGAUAAAAAAUUAAUUUAGAUAAAAACUAGAUGGUUCUCGUCAUUGAGUAUCGUCAGUUUUCAAGCAAAAAAACGAAAAUCAAAAUGGCUUUUGUUUGGGACCUAACAUAAAAUCAAAUACAUAUUCUAAAUUCGUAAUACUUCUGUUUUCUUCGAUAUCCAGUGUAGUGAUAAAGAAAUAAAGACAGUUUCACAUUCCAAUCCUGAAAAGGUUUCCUAUACCGUAAGUGAUAUUACCAACACAAAUCACGAUCUCAAACAAGGCGGGGAAGAGAAUCUGUGUGGAAUCAAACCUCUUUCUAUGUUUGCUAUAGAUGUGCAUGUAAGGAAUUUUCGUGUUAUCCUAAGGUGUAAUAUAAUCUUGUAAAUAUUACGUAAGGAUUUGGCUAUUGUAAUUAGUUGGUAAAAUAAUAAAUUGUGAUUAUGAA